AUACUGAUGAAAAAAACUAAGCCACUCGUAUUGCCGCCUCUUGUAUUAAGAUGCGUGAUUAGUUCAUUAACAGGUAAGUAGGGGACUUGGACAUAAAUGUAUUUGUAAUUAGUAAUUCCAAGAUUUGUUCUUAGCUCUGCACGACGCCCACUCUAAUUUCCCAGGUAUGCUUCUUGUUUGUAUCCCUGCUCUAUUUGGUAGAACAGUUGGUAUUGGCUUGGGGCACAGUCCAUUCUGUUCUGAACACAUCCAGGGCAGAUUUUAGAGAGACAUCUGUGGGGUAAUUCGUCUAGAAGAUGCAAUGGGUGCUUCGAAAGGGCAAAAACUUUCUGGGUUGCAGAAGCAAGUGCUUAGUCUAUACAGAGGAUUUCUACGAGCAGCUCGUUCCAAGCCUACUGAAGAUCGAUGCCAGAUUGAAUCAAUUGUCACUGCUGAGUUCCGCCGCAAUUCUAAGCAAGUAGAUCGCAAAAAUUUCCUCUACAUUGAGUACUUGCUUCGACGUGGUAAGAAGCAACUUGAUCAGCUAAAGAGUCCUGAUACUAUGGGGUUGUCAUCUUUGAACGUCAGUUCCUCUCAAAAGCAGAAUGCUAAGACUUGAACUUAAUAUGUAUUUGUUAUCAUAUUUUUCUGGCAAAAGUUUUUAUUUGAUCAUUCUUUAAUUGACUGUCAGAGAAAAAGGAACAGCAUUACACCAAUAUUGAUGUUUUUAACAUAUUGGAUCUCUUGCUACUGUCUUGCAUUCAAUACUGACCAGGGAAAAGCUGUAAUUUGAGAGUAAUAAGAAUGUUCCCUUGAUAUAAUGCAAGGGGUUAUUGUGAUUUUCCA
Molecule: messenger RNA, 825 nt
Organism: Theobroma umbraticum
Lineage: Eukaryota; Viridiplantae; Streptophyta; Magnoliopsida; Malvales; Malvaceae
Product: LYR family of Fe/S cluster biogenesis protein
Biological process (GO): mitochondrial respiratory chain complex II assembly
Cellular component (GO): mitochondrion
Source: RefSeq, a predicted model, not a curated record